Caenorhabditis remanei is the source of this 573-nucleotide messenger RNA. RefSeq lists its product as uncharacterized. NCBI's taxonomy places the organism in Eukaryota, Metazoa, Nematoda, Chromadorea, Rhabditida, Rhabditidae. The record is from RefSeq and is a predicted model, not a curated record. Bases 1 to 573 code for a protein of 190 amino acids. The transcript is spliced from 3 exons.
AUGUAUCUGAAGUAUCGAGAGCUGAAAUCAUUUUUCCGUCAAGCUGAUGUUCCAGCAUUGUUCAUAAAAGCGAGUCGAGUGAAUCUAUUCAUUGGGCUUGCUGCACUCACGUCUUAUCAGUUGGCUGUCAACUUUCCGGCUACGAAAAUCAACCACGUGGCUCUGAUUGGCAACAAACUCUCCCUUGUUCUUGCUAAUCUUUACAUAUGGUUUCAUGCAUUUCUUUCAUUGAAAAUUCAUGAUGCAAAUGUCCCCAGAUGGAUACUUUUUCUAAUCAGAAUAUCUCUCGCAUUUGUUGUGUUUUCAUUAGCAGCUGCAAUGAUCCAAGCGAAUUGGGUUCCUGAUCCAGCGAAACAGUAUGUGGCAAUCGAUGCAAUUUACGAGUGGUGUUGUUACUUUGCAUUCUCUGUUUUCCUUCUCACAGAUGCUUUCGAAUUUCGGUUCAUGGUGUUCAAACCACCGAAACUGAUUAUUCGUGGAUGUACUGGAUAUAAUGAACGAGUUUUUGAAUCGAGCGAUGCUUCAGAAGACGAGGAAACUCUACCGCCACUAUCACAAAGAUACGUGAAUUAG